UUUAUCUGGGUCACUUUUACACUAAACACCUGCAUGUUAUACAACACUUGUGUAAUCUAACCAAAUAUGGUAUUUUUGGAUAAACUUGCUUGAUGAGACUUACUGAUGCCAAGAGCUCUAGUUGAGAGGGGCGGAUGCCUGGAAGCCUAGCCCGGCCCGCUGGACUUACAUGCAUCCUGCUAUUGUUAAAUGGUAUAUAAGAGCAGGGGGUUCCACACUUUGGUAGAGUCUACUGCGGGUCACGUACGAGACGCCCAGGGGUUACACAAGGGACCUACCGGGGUGUUGGCUCUCCACCUAUUGGCGACGAUCCAUGUCCGGAGUGUGGGCUCUAGAGUGGCUGAUUGGGCGACCCCUGAAGGCUCCUAGCGGGGACGGUAGUAGACAACACUAUGGGCCCCCGUGAUGGAAGACCCGGACCUGGAAAAUGACGUCUGUUUGGCCAUCAUGUGCCUUGCCUUCUGUGUCAUGGUGACCGGCUGUUAUGGGGUGACAGAGGGACAGGUGCUGGAAGAAGUCCCUCAAUUCACCACGGGAUGGAAGAAUGGCACUGGCAAUAGAACCCAAGAUGAGUAUACCUGUCUAGCUUUUCAGGUAUGCUCAGUAGCUAACCUGACCAGUUCAACUCAGGUAUGGCGGUGUAAAGACUGUCGACGAGGUCAGAAUGUGCCUGUAAUGGAAACUGGCGCUAAUAUGACUAUAACUGCAUCUGUGAGAUUGUGUUUGUGGAACACUACAGGAAAGAUCUGUGUACCACAGUAUAAUGGACACGUUCUAUGUUAGCUAACCCAGGUCAAGCGUCAUCAAAUGGGUUGUUACAACUAGGACAUUGGUUACCAACAUCUAUAGUAGGUCAAAAGGAAAACAGUGAUUUGUGGGCACAAGCUUUACGUUGGCAAAUUGAUGUAAUUAACGCUACUGGAGAGGUAUUAGAGAAUGUGACUAAAACUCUAAACUGGACAGUUUGUAAUAUGCAAAUGAUUCAUGCUAAAUUACAACAAGAGCGAUUCGAGCGAAUCUUAACAAGUGAAAAUCCCUCUGAGUGGCGGCGAAUCUGGAAUAUGACAAAUGAUAAAUGGAUAAAGCUUGCUGGUCACAAAACACAAUGUAAUGGGACUAUGUGUAAAGGUUCAUGGACAGAAUUUACUGUAAACUCAUCUAUGGUAGUGUGUUUAUAUCAGGUUUUACCUGUUAUCACUACUCAGGGGUUUUGGUAUUUACAUAUGGAUGGAGAGUGGUUAGAUCCACGAACAAAUAUAACUUACGAUGCCAAAUUUUGUGAGGAUACCGAUAAGGGAAUGGCUUGUAGAUUACAAACAGGAUAUCACAAUCCGUGCCUAACUGCCUCAGAGGUUGCAUUAUGUGACUGGACGCGGGAAGCUCCCACGGACAGAGUAUGGCAAGUUGGACCACAAACAUUGUGUGUAGCUGCUAUGUCUAAUCAUUCACAAUUGCCUGCAGUACCGUUCACGGGAUGUGUAAAAGAUGUGUAUAUCUGGACUUGGAGAAACCUGACCUAUCGUUUGACAAAUUAUUCAAUCUCUCACCAUUUUACCCAUGCGCAGUGGGAUAUUCUCCAUCUGCCAUGGAAGAUUUCCCUGGAUCGUUUCAGAGGCGCACUGGAGCGAUCCACAGAAAUACAAAGGUUAGUGAGGUCACAUAGGUCAAACAUCACAAGUCUGAUGAUAUCCACAUUAAUUGCAAAGGAUGAAGUUGUGGAUACGGCACAAAUUGUUGGACAGAAUUCAGCCCACCAUUGGUGGGACAUAUUUUCAGGAAUGUCUGUCACUGCCAAAUCAACACUAGUGCCGCCUUUGUUAUUACUUGUAUUAGCCAUAUGUAUCUUGACUCUGUGUAAUUUUGCCACAUGUUAUUAUGUACGACGCACUAGGCAGGAGGUAGAGUGGGUAAUUUUUCAACGUAUGAGAUGAAGGUUAGCUUGAUGUAUUACCUUGGAGCUUUUGGAAGAGAUGAAUUAAAGGUUACUUUACCGCCGUGGCCUACACAUGAAUAUCAUAUCAGCUAUUGGCAACCUAUAAUGAUUGCUCAAUGUAACUUUAUUGAUUUAACUUUACAAGACUUAUGGGGAUUUGUUGUUCACGAUGUGCUAAAUCAUGCUCCUUAUCCUGAGAUGUUUGAGGAUUUAACUUGGGAAGGGUUUGUGAAUUGAUGAAGAGCAUCAAGAGUGGAAUGUGAUAGUAAAAUCAUCACUGUUUGGUGUUGCUCUGAUCAAUUCACAAAUAAGGUAUGUGUGUGUGUUAAUCCGAAGGUGCUUGCAUAACAAGUUCAUGCAGAGUGCAUGGGCGGUUCACACAAGGUUCAUACUGAUGCUUUGCAUGGGCGGUUCACACAAAGUUCAUGGUGAACCAUUAGUGUUUAUCUGGGUCACUUUUACAUGAAACACCUGAAUCUUAUAUAACUGAAGUGUUUAUCUGGGUCACUUUUACACUAAACACCUGCAUGUUAUACAACACUUGUGUAAUCUAACCAAAUAUGGUAUUUUUGGAUAAACUUGCUUGAUGAGACUUACUGAUGC
Molecule: messenger RNA, 2536 nt
Organism: Etheostoma spectabile (orangethroat darter)
Lineage: Eukaryota; Metazoa; Chordata; Actinopteri; Perciformes; Percidae
Exons: 2
Coding region: 777-1931 (384 amino acids)
Source: RefSeq, a predicted model, not a curated record